Messenger RNA from Pelobates fuscus (common spadefoot toad), 1578 nucleotides. RefSeq names its product solute carrier family 43 member 3 (gene SLC43A3). The record is from RefSeq and is a predicted model, not a curated record. The coding region runs from base 95 to 1516 and encodes 473 amino acids. Lineage: Eukaryota; Metazoa; Chordata; Amphibia; Anura; Pelobatidae. The transcript has 13 exons.
AGGAGCAGUAUAUCACAUAUCACAUUUCAGUCACCCUCAUCUCGUGAAGAUAAAAUGAGACGUCAGCUAAAAAAGUUUACAAUAUAAAUAAGAGAUGCGCUUCCAGCAUUUUUUCACUCUUCUCAGCGGCCUGGUAGAAUGUAUGUUCUUUGCAGGUGUCCUCUUCGGGUGGGCAUCUCUUGUAUUUGUGCUAAAAAAUGAGAAGUAUUUUCAGGAUCUCUGUCCUUCUCCAGGAAAUCAAAGUAUUAAUGCUACUGACAGUUGCUCCCAACAGGAUGAACAAUUUUCUCUUAUAUUCACCGUUGCUGGUCUUGUGAAUAACUUUGUUACAUUACCAUGUGGAUAUAUCUUUGACCACUUUGGAACUGCUGUGACUCGUUUUAUAGCCAUAUCCAUUUACACUGUAGCUACAAUACUCAUAGCACUGUCCAAUGAAGACAUUGCAAUAGUCUUGUUUCCUGCACUAGCACUACUGACAACAGGAGGGAUACUUCUUAUGAUAACUAAUAUGCAGGUGGGAAAUCUCUUUGGGUCACACCGUUCAACAGUUAUAACAUUGUACAAUGGGGCCUUCGACUCAUCUUCAGUUGUAUUCCUGAUUGUAAAAGUGCUGUACCAAAAUGGUGUUUCACUGCGUACAACAUUUCUGUUCAUCACCUGCUGCAGUGUUUGGCAUAUUGCAAGGACACUUUUUCUUAUGCCAAACACUUUUUUUCCAUACCCUUUGCCAGAAGGCUACAGCUAUGGUUUGAAAUGUAAGAAAAACAAUGCAUCAAAACCCACAACAAUUUCAAAUGGUGAAGAAGACCUUGCUAUUAAGACUGAAGAGGGACAACUAUCCAUAAAUAGUACAUCAUUGCUUGAAACAAAAGAUGUCUCAUUCAUCAGCUGUGUACGAUCUUCUCUGUUUUGGUUCCACUUCAUCUGGCUUUCUGUUAUGCAAUUGAGACACUACAUGUUUAUUGCUACACUCAACCCCACACUAACCCGCCUAAGUGGAGGAGAUCCUCUAACCGUGAGUCAUUACACCAAUGUUUUUGCUGUGUCUCAGUUUUGUGGAAUUCUAUGUGCUCCUUGGAACGGGAUUAUCAUAGACAGAUUUAAAGGCAAAUACAAAGACUCAACGGCAGACCUACAUUCCUGUGUGGUUUCACUGGCUAUCACUGCUACACAAUGCAUGCUUUUCUCAAUCAGUGCCACACUAUCAAUACUCCCUGCCUUCUAUGCAACAUUUAUCCUGCAAGUUCUAAACCGCUCUUUCCUGUAUGGAGGCAACGCAGCAUUUCUCUCAAUAGCAUUUCCAAACCAGCAUUUUGGGAAGCUGUUUGGACUCGUAAUGUCUCUUUCAGCUGUCGUGUUGCUCUUGCAAUAUCCAGCAUUUUACAUUAUCCGGACGCAUCUACAGAGUGACCCCUUGUAUGUGGAUAUCACACUUCUUAUCCUGGGGCUCUUGGCGUUUAUUCAUCCUAUCAAUGUUUUUCGUGUUUGCAAAAAGAAAGCUGUUUCAAGGGAGUGACAGCAUGUUGUCUUCAAGCAAAUCAAUUUUCUGUAAAAUAAAAAACACUCUUCCUAAAACAA